AUGCCUGAAGGACGGAGAGUCUACAAUUUAGCCACCAGCUAUGACGCUUCGGCUCCGCCCUCCAGAACCUCAAAGAGAACACAAUCGUCACGCCCCAGACUGACGACAGUGACUCGCUUCGAAGAGCUCGGAUACAAUUACGGUUUCCGGAGAGCGGACCCAAACAAGACUGAGGGCUUUUUUUACGUCUAUCGCUGCCUGAAAGACCAGCUGGAUCUACCAGGACCUAUAACACGAAUUCGAGCAGAUGAAAAUGAAAUUCGGCUCACGGAACUAGAGGGUGUUUUCGAGAACCGCGAAAAGAUUAAAAUCUUCAAUAACGACAUCUCAGGUUACUAUAAAUUCAAUCACACAAACAAAUUUGUCGCCAUCUGCAUCGACGCCAACACGAAACAAAAGACAGGCUUCUGGUUCCUCAGUUUUGAUCGAUCGGGUCAACUGAACGCCUUUUGUGAAUUCCUCAAUUGGCUCUUUGAACUGGACUCCGGAGCUAUGAAUAACCAAGGGAAUUCACGCUUUAGUUACGUGGACCGCAAGAGCAGAAGUUCAGUCGACCUUCCAGCGCCUUGGAAAUAUCCCAGAAGUCGAGACUACCGCACUAGCAUUUCUGAGGACAGUGGGCUUGCGGAGACUGAGUCGGAAAUGUUUGAUUCGCCUGAGUCUGGGAUGGAAUCCCCGCAACAACCCCGUCAUCACCACCACCACCGCCAUCAUCACCACCACUGGCGUAGUGGUGUGAGCAUAGGUUCUGGAACUGUAAAAUCCUGGAGGCAUGUCUGA
Molecule: messenger RNA, 780 nt
Organism: Spirometra erinaceieuropaei
Lineage: Eukaryota; Metazoa; Platyhelminthes; Cestoda; Diphyllobothriidea; Diphyllobothriidae
Source: the annotation of a GenBank genome assembly